GCCCGACGGUACUAUGAAAGUUGUGCAACAUGCAUCAAGAUCGCUUACAAAAGCCGAGCAAGGAUAUAGUCAGAUCGAUCGGGAAGGGUUAUCAAUCAUUUUUGCGGUAACCAAAUUCCACAAAAUGAUAUUUGGUCGACAUUUUCGCCUUCAAACAGACCACAGGCCUCUUUUGAGAAUAUUUGGUAACAAGAAAGGAAUACCUGUUUACACUGCUAACAGAUUCCAGCGUUUUGCCCUAACCCUUCUAAUGUACGAUUUUCAAAUCGAAUAUAUUUCCACGGAAAAUUUUGGCAAUGCCGACAUAUUAUCACGACUAAUAAGCAAGCACAACAAGCCAGAUGAAGAUUAUAUUAUAGCUAAUUUGGAAUUGGAGAGGGAUGUAAAGUCAGUCGUCAUCAGUAAUAUUUCAUCCUUACCAAUUAGCUUCAUGGAGAUCGUCAAACAGACACUAAAAGAUCCCAUUUUAUGCAAAAUAUUUCAUUUUAUACAAAAGGGCUGGCCCCAAAAUACUACUUAUGCAGGAGAAUUAUCACGAUUUUAUGCGAGAAGAGAAGCCCUAUCAGCAGUAGAAAAUUGUAUUUUAUUCGGAGAGAGAGUCGUAAUUCCAAAUAUCCUGCAGCAAAGAUGCCUUAGGCAAUUUCACCGUGGACACCCUGGCAUUCAAAGAAUGAAAUCGUUAGCUCGUAGCUACGUAUACUGGCCUUCAAUAGAUAGUGAUAUAAGCGAAUGCGUAGCUUCUUGCGAGAAAUGUCAAACUGCAGCGAAAACACCAGCACAUUCACCUCAUGUUCCUUGGCCUAAAUCGUCAUCUCCAUGGCAGAGAGUUCAUAUCGAUUAUGCAGGCCCAGUAGAGGGAGAUUAUUUCCUUAUAAUCGUAGAUGCUUACUCCAAAUGGCCAGAGGUUAUUAAAAUAUCAAGUACUACUGCUUCAGCGACCAUAGCAAUUUUAAGAGGAAUAUUUGCACGUUUUGGCAUUCCAGUUACACUGGUGAGUGAUAAUGGGACGCAAUUUACAAGCGGAAUUUUUGCAGAUUUUUGCACAAGUAAUGGCAUACAACAUUUAAGAACGGCACCUUUUCAUCCGCAAUCUAACGGCCAAGCUGAGAGGUUCGUAGAUACGUUCAAGAGAGCAAUGAAAAAGAUUUGUUCAGAUGAUACUUCGCUUCCUGAGGCAAUAGAUUUAUUUUUGCAAACAUAUCGAUCCACUCCAAACCCAGCCAUUGAUGAAAACAAAUCACCAGCCGAGGUCAUGUUAGGGCGUCAAAUGCGCACAUGUUUUGACUUGUUGCGGCCCACUGCUAUUUCCAAUGAGCCUAGAGUACCGGAUAAUAUGAGGGUUUUGCAUUGUGGAGAACUGGUAUACGUCAAAACGUUUUAUAGAAACAAUUGGAAAUGGGAGCCUGCAAUUGUAACAAAGAGAUGCGGUAGCGUUAUGUACGAGGUUAAAACUAGUUUCCAGCGUAUACUUCGUAGGCAUAUAAACCAAAUGCGCAGGCGUUCUGUAAGCUUCCAUUAAUCAAAUCGUCCUUCACAACCCAUGGCGUUGGAUGUACUCUUGGGAACGUGGAAUGUACAGCCAAGAACAUCACCGAUAUCCAGCGACGUAAAUCAGUGUACGCCAUUGCUAUCGUCUGUGUCGUCACCCAAUUCUAAGCCAGCAUCGUUCGCGUCUUCACCGUCAUCGUCACCAUCGUCUACAUUAUUAUCUACGUCUGAGUCAGCAUCGUCCACGUCCUCACCGUCAUCGUCAUCAUCGUUGUAUGAUUCGUCUUCAGUGUACACAUCAUGUUCACCGACACCUGAAGAAGAAUCUCCUGUCCUGUUAGCUGAUAACAGUUCUGCCGAGCAAUUGGAAGAUGAUAAUGAGGGAACGCAGCUGGUACAAGCACCACGUCGAUCUUCUAGAAAUAAAAGACCUCCACGUUGGUUGAAUCAGUACCAGCUAUCUUAACAGGGGGAGAUGUUGUGGACAGAACCAGCAUCGCGCGACAUUGCCACUCUGGGUUGUUCGCUAUAAGCGACAACCGUUGACGUUGGUAGCCAUCAGCUAUACAGGCGCGGCCAUCGCGAUCGUGUCGCAGGACACGAAGCCGGGACGACGACCCGAGAAAACGAGAGUGUCACUUCAAGUCGGAUGAUCAAGCGGUUAGGUACAUGCGUGCGGUUGGGGAGGUGUUUUAUAUAUGAAC
Molecule: messenger RNA, 2192 nt
Organism: Anopheles arabiensis
Lineage: Eukaryota; Metazoa; Arthropoda; Insecta; Diptera; Culicidae
Exons: 1
Coding region: 14-1519 (501 amino acids)
Biological process (GO): DNA integration
Molecular function (GO): nucleic acid binding
Source: RefSeq, a predicted model, not a curated record